UAUGCAAAUGAAGGACGCCUGAAAUAUUCCCCUCCGGCUCGGAGCAGGGCAGAGACUUACACGGACUGAGCGGACGACACGCACCAAGGCCAAGCGGUGGAUUUCUAUGUUUUUUUUUUUUUUUCAUCUGCUCGGACCCGUCCGUCUGUCACAGACACCCCCGGCCACAUGAGCAGCGACACGUCCAGAGGCGUGUAGCCAGACAACAGGUCGGACUAUUCCGAGGAAACCUGUCAGGAUCCGGCGGCAAGACUGUCUGUCGGGGAUAAGCGUCCGUAUACCUUCCGAUAUCCCGAGUGAAGUCGGAGGUGGCUUUCUGCUCCAUCCCUGCUGCGGGCAUCCUACUUCCAUAUAUAUAUACACGAGUGUCGGGAGGAGAAACCGCACACCUCCAGAUCCCUGGAUCGUCCGAACAGAAUUUUAGGAUCUCUCAACUAUUGACAUUUUUUUUUUUUGCACACCAAGUGUGUUUGUUAUCUUCGUUUCUUCUCCUUUUUUUUUCGGGGAUACGUACAGUGAUUUUUUUUUUUUACACUUGUUCGUUUCACUUUUAAGUGCCUUACUUACUAACUGGUCAAACUCGAGCGUAACGUCGUGGCAGUGUCACCACAGCAGUGACACUCCAGACAAAGAGAAAGGAUAUUACUAUCGUCCCCCCCCCACCCCACACCCCGUCCCCCCACCCCCCCCCACCCCGCCGCCACAUCUUCUCCAGAGAGCUGCAACCAUGAGCCAGGCGGACGUGUCGACCUGCUCCGUGCCGCAGAGGGUGUUUCAGGAGGCGGUGAAGAAAGGCAACACGAAGGAGCUGCACUCGCUGCUGCAGAACAUGACGAACUGCGAAUUCAACGUCAACUCCUUCGGUCCCGAGGGACAGACUGCGCUGCACCAGUCGGUCAUCGAUGGCAACCUCGAGCUGGUCAAACUGCUGGUUAAGUUUGGUGCCGACAUCCGGUUGGCCAACAGGGAAGGGUGGAGCGCUUUACACAUCGCCGCUUUCGGAGGCCACCAAGACAUUGUUUUAUACCUCAUCACCAAGGCCAAGUACUCCUCUGGUGCCCGGUGAUCUGUCUGCUGUCAGGUAAAAAAAAAAAAAAAAGGAAAAAAAAUCAAUAAAUAAAAUUUUAAAAAAAAUCAAUAAAACACACGAAAAGUCAGGCUCUUGUAAUAUAAACUGCUAUUUACCUAUAUAGUUGUGCCAAAUUACAGGCGGAUAAUAAGGACGAUACAGUAAGCCUACACAAGAUGACUUCCCUUAUUUGAGAAAAAAAGAAAAGAAAAAAGAAAAACCAAACGGGGCCUCCUCUGACUCGUGAGUGAAACACCACAUGGUUUACAUAGCGCGUAGCAGCUUCAGCAUGAACCUUAACAAACAAAAGAGAAAAGGAAAGAAAACACACAUACACACACAAAAAAGACAAACAAAACAAAAAAGAAGAAACGCCAUUUCGGUGGGUUUGUUGGUACUAAAGCUUUCCUCUUGAAUGUGUAUAAUAGAUAGUGACGUCCAGUGUAACAGAAGCCCAGUCGUUGUGUGGUAUAUUGUGCGUGUUUGUAACUCUCGAGCGCGGAUGGCCCGGUUUGCACGCGGCGACCUCCUAUCACCUUCGUUCGAAGCUCGCGCCCGACCUGCACCACACUCUCACCACGUCGUGGCACCCACCCGUCUCCGAGAUGUCCUCUACACAACUACGGCACUUGAUGCUACAAUGGCUGCAUGCUGGAAUAUCUGAAAGGGAAGACACAUUGAAACACAUGGUUGCCCCCAACCCGGCUCCCAUAGGUCUACUCUCUGUUAUCGAUAGGGAUUUGUUUUUGUUUUUGUCUUUGUCUCGUGUUGUUAUAGAGCGGCAUUAUAUCCAAUCUGCUUUUCAGAUGUGUAAUCAAUAUGUAACAUCUUUCGACUUCAGCAAAUGUUGUGAAGUACUGUACACAAUAGCUUUAUUUUUGUUUCAGUGUAAAAAAAAAAAAGAAAAGGAAAAAAAAAGAAAAGAGGAAGAGGAAGAGGAAGAGUAGCUGAAUAUGCUCCUGUCUACUCGGAGCAGACCUUCUUGCCAUGCUGGCGUCCACCCUCGCAGGCCAGUGCGACCGCUUCUGCCGGUGGUCAAAUGUGUUAUUGAAACCCGCUGCUUUCGCUUUAGUGUCAAAAAAAAAAAAAAACAGUCCCAUUCGGAAUUCACUUUAUAAUCUCCUCUCAGUAUUGUUAUUAACAUCCUAGUCAUCACUGUGAAAGCAGGCUGGGGUUUUUGUUUUGUUUUUUUUUCUUUUAUUUAUGAAGGUACAUUGAAAAGAUGCAUUUUUUUUUCGAUUAUGUCGUGGUUCUUAAAAAGAAAAUCUAUGAGUUUAAGAAUACCUAGGGUGACUCAAGCUGCUUCAGAUUCGUAGUAUAAACUGUCCCACACACAUGGAGGUAACCCCUCCACCCCCCAAAAAAGAGAAGCCUCAGUUGUCCUGUAAACCCUCAAGAGAGACCCCUACACACACACAGAGAGAGAGAGAGAGAGAGAGACUUUGGUUGCCUUUUGCCAACUACCUCGAGUAUAAAGUAUUCUCCAGUCACGCCGCUCUUGUUAUUCUAAGCUGUUUGGAGUCCAACACCUUGACACGCACCGUCUGUGAUCAUCAGUAUGCCAGUAUGCUUUUUUUUUUUUUUUGUAGCCUAACAGAUGGACUUGAUGCAGGAGGCUGUCUCCAUCCACGCUGCGUCUUCAUCCUACCCAUCCCUGUAUCCUCAGCCGGGACAGUUUAUCAUACACUACAACCAAACUCAUUCUGACAAGCAAAGCUUCUUCUUCUUCUUCUGUUGCUUCUUUUGUGAGGUAGCCUAUGGUCCACACACACACACACACACACACACACACACACACACACACACACACACACACACACACACACACAUGUAUGGCUACACAUGUGCACACACACACAUGCACACACAUGCACACACACCCAAAACUGCCACUGUUCUAUGUAUCUUCUUUUUUUUUUCUUUUCCCUUUGAGUCUCGAUUUUAUCUCUCUUCGUCAGCUAAAUGCCUUUGGUCAUUUCGUUUUAAAGUUUCUAUUUCCAUGCAUACAAAAUGGAAUUUUAUCACAUGACUUAAGAUGCAGGGAGUUUUUAUUGCACAAAAAUACAGAGCCUCGUGCACCCCCAGUGUCUCUGCGGGAUCACUGCAGGAGCCAUGGCUUUGGAAGAGUUACUACUUACUACUGAGCAGGGCCCUAUUACUGUUGGACGAUGAAGACUUUAAAGAAACACAUGACUAUUGCAGGACAUCGCAAAAAAAAAAAAGAAAAGAAAAAAAAAUUGAAAAAUAGAGAAAAGAAAAAAAAACAGGAAUUUGGUUUCAAAAGCUUGCCUGCUGCAUUUUUUUGAAAGUCGUGGCACCCUAACGUUUAUAUCAAUGCUGCUUUUGUGUAUUUUUUCGGUUUGUUUUCUGUUGAUUUAUUUCUUUUAAUUAUUUUUUUUUUCAAAAGCCUACUGCCUGAUGGCCGAUAGUUAGAGAUAGACGCCUCACAGCAACGAUGGGGAAUUUCACGAGGAGCUGUGCGCGUGUGUGCGCGCGCGCGUGAACGUGUGCGCGCGCGUGCGAGGGGGAGAAAAG
Lampris incognitus (smalleye Pacific opah) is the source of this 3604-nucleotide messenger RNA. It is a transcript of the gene nrarpa, whose product is annotated as NOTCH regulated ankyrin repeat protein a. The transcript is spliced from 2 exons. The coding region runs from base 728 to 1066 and encodes 112 amino acids. Gene Ontology annotation, cellular component: cytoplasm. Lineage: Eukaryota; Metazoa; Chordata; Actinopteri; Lampriformes; Lampridae. The record is from RefSeq and is a predicted model, not a curated record. Gene Ontology annotation, molecular function: phosphatase regulator activity; protein binding; enzyme inhibitor activity.